Messenger RNA from Episyrphus balteatus (marmalade hoverfly), 2622 nucleotides. RefSeq names its product serine protease 3-like. NCBI's taxonomy places the organism in Eukaryota, Metazoa, Arthropoda, Insecta, Diptera, Syrphidae. The coding region runs from base 1645 to 2466 and encodes 273 amino acids. The transcript is spliced from 3 exons. Gene Ontology annotation, biological process: proteolysis. Gene Ontology annotation, molecular function: serine-type endopeptidase activity. The record is from RefSeq and is a predicted model, not a curated record.
CCUGCUGAAAGAGUUUAUUUAUUCACACGAAAAUGCUUCGCUUCUCAGAAGAGAAUUUCCCUUCUUGAUUUCCAAACAGAAUUCACUCAAAAUCAUUGAUAUUUAUGUCGCUUUCGAAUGGCUUCCACUAAAUUCUGAAAUUUGCACAAGAAAAGAUAUUUAUAGUACCUGCAACUUUGGUUAAGCAACUUUUUCGGUCAAGCCAAUAGUUUAGUAGAUAUAGACCAAUUCGCGUUUUCCAAAAUGGCGGAUUUCGCCAGGGGGUUAGCGUCCCGAAAACCUGGACUUAAAGUUUUCUAAAAUUAAAAUCGUUCUCUCAGAUUUGAAAAAAUCAGCCGUCCUAUGUUUCGUUCCACGAAAAAGUCUAUCUUUCUUGUACUAAUAAUUGAUUUACCUUGAAUAGUAUCCUGUUGAUCAAUGGCGUGUUCAGAAAUCAUAAAAUCCUCAACGGUUUCUUUUUGGAUGUUAGGACAAAAAGCCUUAUCGCCAUUUCUCUUGCUUUGAAGAUUAUACAUUUUUGCAUCACAAAAAUCAGUUUCAAGCUAUGUUAAUUAUUUUUAAAAUUUUUAUGGUAUAGGUACAAAUUCCACAAACCUCUGCUAUAUACAUAUUGACACCAAGAGGUCUUAAAUAAUAAAGCGUAGGUCAAUUGAAUUCCUAUCAGUGGCACUAACAGAAUGCAACUAGGAACAUAAAUACGGUUCUUAUUUAGACUGACCUAUAUUGCAUUAGUUUUUUUAUCAUCACCUCUCUCAGCCUCUUGUCAACUUCAAGUAAUUUGAACGUCAACCAUGCAACCAAGAAUGCAGCUGCUCUUACAUGUUAAGAGAAUACUCUAAUUUCUAAUUUUGUAAUGAUAUAACUAUUGAUUUAUGACAUAGAGUUAGCAGGUAUUCUUUCCGAAUAUGGAGUUAGCUGUUUUACUCAUCACGCGAUUUCGUCAACUUAAAAGUGUAACUGAACGUAAAUUUUGAUGUCAGACGAUGCACCUUCCCAAUACCUUUCAUGCUAUAUCCUGUAUACCUAACUCAAUUUAGCCCAAAAGUGGAGUUAGCAGGUUUACACUCUAAGCCGACGAUAUAAAAUUAUACGAAAUAAGUUUUUGUAUCAGGCUUAAGAAUGGUUAAACUUUAUUUCUUCUAAGAAAAUUUCACCUUUGUACCUCCUAUUUUUUAUUAUUAUUUCUUAUUUCAUAAUUUUUCUUAACAAUUUAAAAAUCAAAAUACGAGUACUAUACAAAGCGUACGUACAUAUUUAAAUAAUUUUUCUACGAUCAACUACAUUUUUGCAUUCGUUCACCGAAAGUAGGGCAAAGUAGAGCAAUUGAUCUUCUAAAAAAAGUUUGAAAAUGAUGAAAUCAUCGGAAGAACCCUUUCGAAACAAUAGAAGGUGUUAAGAUACAUCAGCAUUUGACAAAGUUAAAGUAGGUAAUCAUAUAAAAUUAAUCUAAUUAUUUCUAUCAACAAAAUUAUAAUUGAAUUUAACAAGAAAACUUGAAAGAUAUGGACAAAUCCAUUGAUUGAAAUUGUCUAAUCACUCUGAUUUAAUUUGUCAGAUAUGAUAUCUUAUGCUGUUAGUAUAAAACCCUACAUUUAGGCUUUACAAGCCAUCAGUUUUGUUCAGAGAGUUGAGUUGAAUAAAACAAUGAGAAGUUUAAUUUUUAUAUUGCUUUUGGGUGUUGCCCUAACAUUGGCCCUCAACUUUAGAACAUCAAAAAUUAUCAAGCCCAUUUCUAUCGCAGGUCGUAGCUCAAGUCCUCGCAUUACUAAUGGUUUGACAGCCAAAUCUGGACAAUUUAACUUCCAAGUUGGUUUGAGCAGUAGAAUGAGCCUUUUCACCAUGCAAUUAUGUGGAGGUUCUUUGAUCUCUCCCGAAUGGAUCGUAACUGCUGCUCACUGUACGGAAGGAGUUAAGUCUAUUACUGCCUAUCUAGGAAGCAACGAAUUUUUAGCUGGUAAAAAAGUUAAGGUUUUGGAAACAAUCAUCCACAGCGAAUGGAAUAUAACCGGAUCCAUUGAAAAUGACAUAUCUCUCUUGCGCAUUGCUCCCGUCACUCUUGGACCACAAAUUGGGAUCGUCAACUUGCCAGCUCUAUCCAGAUCUGAUGAUUAUGAAAGCUAUUUGAACGAAAAAGUCAUUGCUUCCGGCUGGGGCAGGCUUAGUGACGAUCCAAAGGAAAAGUCUCCCGAAGAGCUACAGUACGCUUCGAUGGAAAUCAUAUCAAACUGGAAGUGCAACCUGUUUUUCGGAGGAAUGAUCAAACCAACGAACAUUUGCGCACAAGGACAAAAGGCAACAUCAACAUGCCAAGGAGAUUCCGGUGGUCCACUUGUCACUGAAUCAUCGAAAACACUUAUUGGUAUUACAUCCUUUGUAUCAGGUAGUGGUUGCACUUCAGGUUUUCCAGAUGGUUUCACUCGUGUCACCAGCUACAGAUCAUGGAUCUUGGAGCAUACUGGAGUCUAAAUUUAAGUUUGUGGAUUUUUUUUUAAACUAAAAAUAGAUGGGAUGUGAAAGGAGACACUUUUUUGCUUGGAACUGUAGGCAGGCAUGGAAAAGUCGAUACAAUUGUAUCGAAUUUGAUACAAAUGAGUUUGUUCGAGUACAAAAAUACAAUUUGUC